AUGUUUAUUGUCAUUGUUGGCUGCUUCACUAAAGCUUUAUACGUAGCUCUUUCCAAAAAAAAGAUACAACUGACUUCAUCAGUCUUAUCCAACACCCAAAAUCCUGAUAUUGUUGGUUGUGCACAUUUUCAGGAUGGCAAGGUGGCUCAGCUUGAACAUGUCUUCAUUCGUGGCAGCAAAGUCAGGUUCAUGAUCAUACCAGACAUGCUUAAGAAUGCUCCUAUGUUCAAGCGUUUAGAAGCUAGAAUUAAGGGCAAAGGUUCAGCACUUGAUGUUGGUAGGGGUCGUGCACUUGGUAUUUAUUUUUUAAUGCUAUCGAGUAAGUAUUAUGAUUAG
This is a messenger RNA of Lactuca virosa, 336 nucleotides long. The record is from the annotation of a GenBank genome assembly. Lineage: Eukaryota; Viridiplantae; Streptophyta; Magnoliopsida; Asterales; Asteraceae.